Molecule: messenger RNA, 1600 nt
Organism: Myxocyprinus asiaticus (Chinese sucker)
Lineage: Eukaryota; Metazoa; Chordata; Actinopteri; Cypriniformes; Catostomidae
Exons: 5
Coding region: 122-1153 (343 amino acids)
Source: RefSeq, a predicted model, not a curated record
CAACCAAAGACUACUUAGCCCUAGAAGGAGCACUUGUAUUAAAAUGAAUGGGAGAUAUUGGAAUGUCCAAUAUGGAGGAUGAAGAAAAGGAAGUCUCGUCUUAUAGAAGGAAGGAAGUCAUAUGCAUCUGGGAUGGCAUGAGGCACUGGGGAGAGCAAUAAAAAGGGACCAUGCCAGAGACGAUGAGAAAGGGAGCCACCAGUCAAAAAGAGACUGUGUUAAAUUGAGAACUGGAGGAAAUAUGCCGGCAUGGAGUCCUCGUAGUUGGCGGAAGUCAUCAAGUCCCUCGCCAGUAUGCACCAUGCGCAACAUCAGAGCCCUCCCACUCUCUCUCUCCCCUCCCCCUGUGUCCCCCCCCCCACUCUGUCUCUUUACUACAGCCCAUCUCAGUACCCUGAAGGCGUGGAAAUGUCCUGCCGAAGCCAGCUUCCUGUUCGCAGGGGUUUGUCCCGCCGCUGAUGGCCCCAGUGUCUCGUCGUUCUCCCCCUCAGGUGGAUGUACCUGGGCCGGCCUGUUGGAGUUGCAGGGAUCCAGGGCACUUCCGGGACCAAUGCCUAGUGAUGGAGCUGGAAACUGUGGUCCGAGUCCCCGACACUUCACGGGCUGCACCGAUCAAGCUGGAGCGUACAGAAUACGUAUGAGUGUCAAGGGGAGAACACAUAAAGCCUUGGUGGAUACGGGCUGCAACCAGACCACUAUACACCAAUGUUUGUUUCAAGACGAAGCUUUGGGCACAAGCAAAAGAGUGAGGACGGACGCUUCAGACAGGGGCCUGGGGGCAGUGCUUUUGCUGAGGGAGACUAAGUACAUCACCAUUGAAAAAGAGUGUCUUUCUAUCAAGUGGGCCAUCCUCACUCUCCAGUACUACCUGUUGGGGUGGGCCUUCACACUCUGGUCAGAUCACACCCCACUCCAAUGGCUCCACCGCAUGAAAGAUACCAAUGCGCGGAUCACCCAUUGGUAUCUGGCUCUUCAGCCGUUUAGGUUCGAGGUGGUCCACAGACCUGGGGCGCAGAUGGCUUUCGCAGACUUCCUUUCCAGAAAUGGGUGGGGGGAGUGGUGGGCAGACUGGAUGACUCCUGGCAUGAGUCGGGUGAUGGGGAUAUGUGGUGGCAGGGGCGUGGUGCACACACCUGAGAGCUAUAAUGUCUAACACUUGUUUCUGAUUGCAGUAAGCACUGGGGAGAGCAAUAAAAAUGGACCACGCCAAAGACGAGGAGAGAGAGAGCCACCAGUCAGAAAGAGACUGUGUUAAGUUGUGACCUGAGGAGUGUUAUGCUGGAAAGUUAUCUUUAGUUUGUUUAAUUAAAGUCAUACCUUUGAAGUCCCAAGUUUCCUGUGUCCUCCUUUUCCACCCAAGGAACCUGUUACAGCCCUGUUUCAAGUUGUAGAAAAGGACAUCUGAAUCAUUCUGUUGUUUUACACAUCUAAGAGCAGUUACAACCUAUACUUGUUAUUUUUACCUUACUGUACAUUUUGAAUAAGGUUUAGGCAUACUAUUUACUCAUAUUUAUUGACAUACGUAAUAACAUAUAAUUAUAUUUUCUGUACUCAUUGAAUAAGGUGCAGGCGUCCUAUUAUGGGAUUAAGCUGAUAAUAA